Anopheles coustani is the source of this 690-nucleotide messenger RNA. RefSeq names its product ficolin-1-like. Bases 1 to 690 code for a protein of 229 amino acids. Lineage: Eukaryota; Metazoa; Arthropoda; Insecta; Diptera; Culicidae. The record is from RefSeq and is a predicted model, not a curated record. The transcript has a single exon.
AUGAGUACACUGACGGAAAAAAGCAAUAAGAUACUCGAGGCUUACUUUUUAUAUGCUGGUUCUUCAUGUCGUCAUUUGGGUAAACUAUCCCACCGACACAUGAUCCAUGUAGCGGAAAAUUCAGAACCAUUUGAGGUACUUUGCGAACAAACUAAGUUCGGAGGUGGCUGGACCGUGAUCCAGCAUAGGUAUGACGGUUCAGUCGAUUUUUAUAAGAACUGGAAGGAGUACCGCAACGGAUUCGGGAAUUUGGAUGGCGAGUUCUGGCUCGGGCUAGAAUACCUGCAUCAAAUUACCAAAAACCGACCCCAUGAACUGCUGGUGGAAAUGAAAGAUUUCCAUGGAAACUACGGAUACGCUAAGUAUGGAGAAUUUGAGAUAGGCAGGGAAUCUGAGUUGUAUGUGUUGAAGAAGUUAGGGACAUACUCAGGGUCAGCAGGAGAUUCAAUGCAGAACCACAAGAAUAAAAAGUUUAGCACAUUCGAUCGCGACAAUGACGAAUCGGAUAAAGGGAAUUGUGCUGAUCGUUGGCACGGAGCCUGGUGGUACUAUAAGUGCCACGUUUCCAAUUUGAAUGGACGUUAUCAGAACACAACAGACGAUGGUAGUGCGAUGGUGUGGGCCUAUUUAAAAAACGACAGGCGUGGUAUGUCUUACUCGCGAAUGAUGAUUCGCGACAUCAUUAAUUAA